Cheilinus undulatus (humphead wrasse) is the source of this 1543-nucleotide messenger RNA. RefSeq names its product alpha-(1,3)-fucosyltransferase 4-like. Gene Ontology annotation, cellular component: membrane. NCBI's taxonomy places the organism in Eukaryota, Metazoa, Chordata, Actinopteri, Labriformes, Labridae. The record is from RefSeq and is a predicted model, not a curated record. Gene Ontology annotation, molecular function: alpha-(1->3)-fucosyltransferase activity. Bases 1 to 1140 code for a protein of 379 amino acids. The transcript has a single exon.
AUGGGAGCUGGAGUUCAGUGGAGAGCAGCGAGCCGCUCCACAGUCUCAGCCCACAGAGCAGACAGGAGGAGGAAAUGUUGUGACCGUGUUUUCAGAAGGACCUCGUCCUCUGUGGUCGUGGCAGCCACCGGGUUUUUGCUCGUCCUGGGAGUCUGCCUCCUCUACCUCCCGGACCCGUUUGAUUCCGAGAAGACCCGCUCGGUGGUUCUCCUGAUUUGGACGCACCCGUUUGGUCGUCACCGCAAACUUCCGGACUGUCUCGCGCGCUAUCAGAUCGGAGGGUGCACGCUCACAGACGACUGGAGCGCGUACCUGGAGGCUGACGCUGUUAUCAUUCACCACCGGGAGGUCGCUUCAGGCGCCGUAUAUCUGCCAGGGAAGCCGCGGCCACAUGCGCAGAAGUGGAUUUGGAUGAACUACGAGUCUCCCGCGCACACACCGAGGUUGUGGCGGUUUGAUGGAGUUUUUAAUCUCACGCUCACCUACCGAACAGACUCAGAUAUUUUCCUCCCCUACGGAUAUCUGGUCCCUCAUAAACACAAAACUCUACACAAACAGUUUGCGCACCCACUCCACGCACCCUCGCGCUCCCAGCUCCUCCGGCCCCGCCUCCUUGCCUGGGUUAUUAGCAAUUGGUCGGAGUCCCACGCGCGCGUGGCCUUUUACUACCAGCUCCGUCGGUAUAUCAAGGUGGAUGUGUUCGGGCGCGCGGGUCGACCGUUACCGGACGACAGCGGAAGCGGCAGCGUGGUGCGCAUGCUCGGACGGUACCAGUUCUACCUGGCGCUGGAGAACUCCCAACACACGGACUACAUCACAGAAAAGCUGUGGAACGCGGUCCUUGCUGGGUCCAUCCCGGUAGUCUUGGGUCCCACAAGGGAGAACUAUGAACGCUUCCUGCCCCCAGAGGCCUUCAUUCACGUGGAUGAUUUCCCCACAGCACGUGAGUUGGCCAGGUACCUGCUGAGGCUGAGGAGGGAUCCAGCGAGGCUGAGACAGCACCUGGACUGGAGGGAGGGCUACAGUCUGCACCAGCCCUCUUUCUGGGCUGAGCACUACUGCACGGCCUGUAGGGCGGUGAGGAGGACCAGGGGAAGGACUGAUGUGGUCCAGGACCUGACAAGGUGGUUCCACUCGUGAGAAACACCAGUUGAGCACGUGACUGACAUGUUGUCAAAGCUGGGAAAUGAUUUGUGAAAAUAAAUCAAUAAAAUCAAUAAACUGCACAUGAAAUACAAUGUUUACAAUAGAAAUGUAUUUACCUCAAGCCAUAAUUAAUUUCAUACAUUCUAACUUUUUUUAUUGCUCCAACAUGUGUUGCAGGAAGUUGAACACGUCAUAACAGGCCAUCCUGUUCUUAUAACAAGUUCUGAUCAUAAGGCCUUAUCCUUUUUAAUUUUGUUGCUCUUUCUUUUUGUAUCAUUUCAUAAGUGAAGAACAGCAAAGCCUUGCAAAAAUUCAAACCGUAGCAAGUGUAUUCAUCUAACUCAGGGGUGUCAAACUCAAGGUCUGGGGGCCAAAUCUGGCCCAUGGAACGAUUAUA